Molecule: messenger RNA, 3378 nt
Organism: Toxotes jaculatrix (banded archerfish)
Lineage: Eukaryota; Metazoa; Chordata; Actinopteri; Toxotidae
Gene: wasla
Product: WASP like actin nucleation promoting factor a
Exons: 11
Coding region: 316-1962 (548 amino acids)
Biological process (GO): regulation of Rho protein signal transduction; actin filament organization
Molecular function (GO): small GTPase binding; actin binding
Source: RefSeq, a predicted model, not a curated record
UGCUGCUGCAGCUGCUGGAGUUUCCGAAUGGAAGUUGAGCGUUUAUUCGUCUACAGAUACAAAACGGGUGCUUAAUUUUUUUAAUUAACACCAAACGGAGGAGUUCAGGUUCUUUCUUAAUCAGGACCGAGUGUGGGAAAACACUCCCCGUCCUCCUCCUCCGCCCUCCAACCCGGAGUCGGACUCAGCGGAGAUGAUCCGGUUGCAGGCCACAGCAACCGGAGCCCGCAUGGAUUUUCUGUAAUCAGUAGAGUUUGCAGAGCCCGUCCGGGGAUAACCGCAUCGUUUCGGGGUUAACUAGAAGAUUUCGGAGCCAUGAACAGCCACCCGCCGCCCCGCAGGGUUGCUAACGUCGGUUCCCUCCUCCUGACCCCGCAGGAGAACGAGUGCCUGUUCGGCUACCUGGGCAGGAAAUGCGCCACUCUGUGUUCGGCGGUGGUCCAGGUGUAUGGGGCCGAGCGGAGCGCCAGCUGGGCGAAGAGAUGCUGUGGAGUGGCCUGUCUGGUCAAAGACAACCCACAGAGGUCCUACUUCAUCAGAGUGUUUGACAUCAAGGAAGGGAAAACCAUGUUCGAACAGGAGCUGUACCACAGCUUCUCCAUCAGCAGCUCCAGGUCCUACUUCAUCUCGUUUGCAGGAGACACCUGUCAGAUCGGUCUGAAUUUUGCCAGUGAAGAAGAGGCCAAAAGAUUCAGAGUGGCCAUCAAUGACCUGCUCAACCGACGGCAACGCAAAACUGAGAAAAGAGGUGACCCUAAAAAUGGUCCAGCUCUGCCCAUGGCCACAGUGGACAUCAAAAACCCGGAGAUCAACAACGUCAGAUUCCACAACUCCCACAGCCACCAGCAGCCGUACCACCUCAACAACAUGCUGAGCCACAGCGGCCUGUCCCGUAAGGACAAGAAGACCAAAGGCAAGAAGAAGAAGCUGACCAAGGCCGACAUCGGCACACCCAGCAACUUCCAGCACAUCGGCCACGUGGGCUGGGAUCCAAACACAGGUUUUGAUCUGAACAACCUGGACCCUGAACUGAAGAACCUGUUCGACAUGUGCGGCAUCUCUGAGGCUCAGCUGAAGGACCGAGAGACGUCCAAGGUCAUCUACGACUUCAUCGAGAAGAAGGGAGGGGUGGAGGCUGUCAAGAACGAGCUGAGGAGGCAGGCGCCCCCUCCACCUCCUUCUCGUGGCGGACCACCUCCUCCUCCUCCACCACCACCCCACACCUCAGCUCCACCCCCUCCUCCCCCAUCCAGGGGGGGCCGUGGAGCCCCUCCUCCCCCUCCUCCGUCCAGAGCACCCGCCUCAGCGCCGCCUCCCCCACCUCCGUCCAGACCAGGAACUCUAGGUGCCCCGCCUCCCCCACCACCUCCCACCAGAGGUCACCAGCCCCCUCCUCCUCCCCACCAUCACCACCACCACCACCAGCCUCCGCCUCCUCCUCCAUCCUUCGCUCAUGCUUCCAUCUCCCCCCAAGCUCCACCCCCUCCACCCCCACCACUAGCCCAGCAGUCUCCAGUCAGCAGCGGUGGUGGCUCUGCUCCUGCUCCACCUCCCCCUCCUCCUCCUCCACCUCCACCGCCUGGCCCUCCACCCCCUCCAGAGCUGGACGGUGUGGGUGGAGGCGGAGACUCACCUCAUUCGCCGAGCCCAGGCGGGAAGUCAGCGCUGCUGGAGCAGAUCAGAGGAGGAACCCAGCUGAAGAAGGUGGAGCAGAACCACCGAGCACCGGCCUCCAGCACCGGACGAGACGCCCUGCUGGACCAGAUCCGACAGGGGAUCCAGCUCAAGACCGUGUCGGAUCAUCCGGAGUCCGGCCCUCCGACGCCGGCCCCCACCUCGGGCAUCGUCGGUGCUCUCAUGGAAGUGAUGCAGAAGAGGAGCAAAGCCAUCCAUUCCUCAGACGAAGACGAGGAUGACGACGAAGACGAGGACUUUGAGGAUGAUGAUGAGUGGGACGACUAGUGAUGACUCACCUGUCCACAGCUGGGGUAUCCCCCCCCCCACACCCCACACCUAUCGCUGACACUAAAAUAUCUUCUAAAAAUCUUCCAGAAUCUGACUAAAAUUGUAAUGUAAAUGUUGUAUGAAUUUUCUGUAUAUUUAUUUUUGCCUUUUUGCUUUUUUUUUUUUUUAUUAUGAUAAUUAAUCUGUGCAAUACCUCAUCCGUUAAAUCUGUAAUGUUUGUCACACACCCUCGCCGUUAAAGGCCCUCCACUUCCCCCCUGGGACAUCCUGUCAUUAGAGAGCACUUAAAUCUGUCAUCAGCACGAUGUGGCGACACAAGCCAGCUACAUUUCAUUAUCAGUAAUCAAUAAUAUAAAACACUAGCUGCUUCACUGAGAGGGAAAAUAUUUUUGUGUUCAUUUCUUCAUGUUUUCAUUCCUUAUUUGAGAAACGUAAAAGGGAGACGUACGUGCGACCAAACAGGCGGGAUCCUCUUUGUGUUUGAAAGCGGUCGGUUUAAAUGCGAGAUAACACUAUUUUCUUACUGUGCUUUUUUUUCAUACCUUCGAGUUUCCUAAUAAAUUGUAGUUUAGUCGUGUUAUUUUUUCAUAAAGACAUUCGUUGACCAAAUCAUGGGCGGCUCGGUCGCCUCACGCAGAUCUUCAGCUCUUAUUUUUUAUGUUAUUAAAGCCGUUUAUUUGCACAGUUUCUAUGAUAGUUCAGUUUUGUGUUUUCUGGGUGUGCGUUUGUCGAAAAUAAUUUUUAUUUUGUGUCUGGCAGGAUACAGUGACCAUGCACACUUUUUUUUUUUUUUUUUUUUUUUUUUUUUAAAGCUAAAGGUUUUGCGGUAUCGCAGCCUUUAAAUUGGAACCCAGACAUGACUGACGAUGUUUGAGUUAGCACAUUUCUUUGACUUAAUACAAAAUAUAUGUCUACACACACUUACUCACACACAGUGUGUGGCAUUUUGUGAAACAAUGGGAGUUUUGUUCUUAUGUCUGGUUGGUUUUUGUUGUGAUAUCAUUCCGUUAUUUUCUGCAGGUAGAAGCUUCAACAGCGCUCGGGUCAGUAUUUUAAACAAAUAUCAUGCCACAGAAAAAAAAGAACUAAAAUAAUAAUUUAAAAAAAUCAUCAUCCUUCCGUCCUUCAGUUAACAAACUAUAAUUUUAUGCAAUGCGACUGUAAAUGCCUCCUUAGGGAGACUAAUAAAAAAAAAAAAAGCAAAUAAUAAUGAACCAAAUGUGGCAUUUGCAAGCAGCUUGUGGGUUUGGCAACGCCUGUGAUCCUGAUCCUCUGUCUGUAAGCGGUGCAAAGAAAUAAUCAACGCUCGUUUUAACUGUUCGUCUUUAGAGUUUUUACCGUCCUCCGGCGAGGCUUAAUGCUGCAUCCAGAAGAGAAGCCGAGAUACUGACGUUGAACCUGUGAAAAGGGUCG